AUGCCCUACGUCUUCCUGCGGCACGUGCCCCACGUGUCCUUGGACGCCUUGCGCGUGCUCAUCACCGACGUCUUGCCAAAGGACCUGCCGCCCAUGCCCAAGCUCGAGCAGGUGCACAUCGAGGGGCCUGACGAACUCAAGUCGUUUCGGAGCUCGUACCCGCAGGUGAAGAUUGUCUACAUCGACGAGACCAACACCGAUCCGUUCACUGCCCUGUCGCGGGGGUUGCCGCGUAAGCUCUACACCGCUCACAAGCCAGAAGCGGAGCGACUGCGGGAGCUGGCCUGCACGAAGCUCUUCGCGUCGAACGCUGCGCGGUUGGCCGCGCUCAAGCAGAUCAAGAUCGGAAUUCUCGACUCGGGGGUGAACUGGGCACACCCGGAUCUCGCAGGGGCCAUAGCAGCGACGGCAAUCUUUGUGGACUCAGAGAUAUCGUGCCUCGACCUGAUCGGCCAUGGUACGCACUGCGCGGGCAUCAUCGCCGGCGCACGCUCGGGCGUCGCGUGCGGAGUGCAGCUCUACGUGGCCAAGGUUGCCGACCAGCAUCAAAACGUCAAGCAGGAGGACGUUGCUCGAGGUGUCGAGUGGGCCAUCGCGCAGGGCGUGGACCUCAUCUCCAUGUCCCUCGGCGGCUUCAAGUACCACGAGGGUCUCCACAACGCGAUUCAGAAAGCCAUCAAUUCGGGCAUCAUCGUGGUCUGCGCCGCGGGCAACGCGGGAAGCAACCACCAGUUCAACAUCCGCUUCCCGGCCACCAUCCCCGGCGUCAUCCGCGUCGGCAGCGUCAACGCUCACGGUCGCGCUUCUGCAUUCACCUCGAUCGGUGGCGCCCACAUCGACGCCGCUGGGCCAGGCGAGGACAUACUCUCGACCUGGAUCAUACCGAUGCCGACUUCGCCUCCGUCUGGGCAGACCACGCUGCCCGGCAUCGCCGGCGCGAAGCCUGAGUGCUGGUACCAAUACGCCUCAGGCACGUCCAUGGCGGCGCCCUUCAUCGCGGGCGUCAUCGCGUGGUUGCUGGCCUACGACCGCUCCCUCGAGAUCAAGUCCAAGAAACGCCCCAGGCGCCUCACGAACGCCCACUGCGUGAAGGACCUGCUCGGCCGGCUCUGCUUCAACCCCAGCGGUGACGUCGGUGCUGGGCGUGGCACGCUCAACCUCAAGAACAUCCUCAAACGGCCGGGGCAGUUCGACUACCUUCUCAAACAGAUCUGCUAG
Acanthamoeba castellanii str. Neff is the source of this 1218-nucleotide messenger RNA. RefSeq names its product peptidase. The record is from RefSeq and is a predicted model, not a curated record. Gene Ontology annotation, molecular function: serine-type endopeptidase activity. The transcript is spliced from 3 exons. The coding region runs from base 1 to 1218 and encodes 405 amino acids. Gene Ontology annotation, biological process: proteolysis. Lineage: Eukaryota; Discosea; Longamoebia; Acanthamoebidae.